This is a messenger RNA of Periconia digitata, 992 nucleotides long. The record is from the annotation of a GenBank genome assembly. NCBI's taxonomy places the organism in Eukaryota, Fungi, Ascomycota, Dothideomycetes, Pleosporales, Periconiaceae.
ACACCAUCACGUCCACCGCAAUCAAUUUCCAUCAAUCUAGAUCCUGUGCCUUGUACACGCCUGCUUACGCUACCUCCCCUGACCGUGCAUGCAGAUUAUUCCUCGACAGCACGCAGACAGACAGACAGACAGACAGACAGAGCACUGGUGGCUACGCCCCAUCCGCUUCCCUUUCUUUCAACGCUUUAUUCAUCAUGCACGCCAUCCUGCUUCGCUUCACCCACCCUUCAUUACCCCCGCCGCCAGCCAAUCGCUGCUUGCCUACCUGACUGCGCUCUCUGCUUGCUCAAUAGCCAGCACUAGCAUCACUUCUUCAUAUGAUGAUGACCUCCCAAUGGAUGGAUCCUUGGGUCGCCAGAUGCAUCAUCUUGCUUUACUAUCCAGCCACACUGUUCAGCCGUCCACCAUCCAUCCAUCGUCAUCAUCAUCGUCACCAUCAUGAUCCACAGCUUCUCCCUCUGGGCACAUAUGCAUGCAUGCCCUUCCCUCUUCCCCCCGGCUCAGAGCUGAGGGGCCGUUCCUGGAGCUAAGCAUGAAGGCGGCUGCACGAGACCAUGUUCAAAUAGCGGGGUGCAUCAAUCAAUCAAACAUUGAGCCAUCAACGUCCAGAGCGGACGUCGGACAGAGCAAUGUACAGUAUUUACCUGGGAACGAGCUUGCUUGCCCUCGUUGACCCCGCAUUUCGUCUGCUGUGUGCGUGUUCGUGUGUCCUUGGCUGUGUGUGGCGCAACAGCAUGCUCGAGCCAGUCAGCACUCGAGCCGUCCAAAGACACCUCCUGCUCCUCUCCCCCAUUUGUGAUUCGAAACAUGUCGACACAUCAAUAGAUUUUCCGGUACGCACUCAUCCUAGACGAACCGCCUUCGGCCCGACGCCACUUCAACACGGGUCGCCCGGGCUUCGGCUGCGGAGGCCAGCCUUGAGCUCCAGCCUUGGCUUUGGAUGGGAGCCACGACUGCAUCAGUGGCUGCUCGCCAUCACCAAUUCCUCAUAG